This is a messenger RNA of Harpegnathos saltator (Jerdon's jumping ant), 1516 nucleotides long. It is a transcript of the gene L2HGDH, whose product is annotated as L-2-hydroxyglutarate dehydrogenase. Gene Ontology annotation, molecular function: (S)-2-hydroxyglutarate dehydrogenase activity. The record is from RefSeq and is a predicted model, not a curated record. Lineage: Eukaryota; Metazoa; Arthropoda; Insecta; Hymenoptera; Formicidae. Bases 143 to 1480 code for a protein of 445 amino acids. The transcript is spliced from 8 exons.
AUAGCUCCUCGUGACAACGACGAGCUAGUAUUGUAAGACAUCUGGAUUUUGUUCUAUCAGUGCUGCCAUGUUCAGAUAACGUCUUGGUACCGUGAUAACGGCCUUUAAGGAAACCCAUUCAAAUCUGUCGUGAACAUCUAAUAUGGGCACAAACGUGAUGGCAUCUCUAACCACGAGAAUUAUUCCACAGCUACAUUACUUAUACCAUCACAGAUUUCUCUCAAGCGGGAAUCAAUGUUCCGUGUACGAUCUGGUGAUCGUCGGCGGCGGCAUCGUUGGAUGCGCCACGGCCCGUGAGAUGAUCAUGAGACACCCGAACCUGAAAAUGGCAAUUGUCGAAAAAGAAAACGCGCUGGCUAAACAUCAAACGGGACACAACAGCGGUGUGGUGCACGCCGGAAUUUAUUAUACCCCUGGAAGCAUGAAGGCGAAACUUUGUGUGGAAGGUCUGAAACUCUCGUACGAAUACUUCUGCAAGAACAACAUACCGCACAAGAAAAUCGGCAAGCUUAUUGUCGCCCAGAACCAGGACCAAGCAAAGCAAAUAGACCUACUCUUCGAUCGAGGUACGAAGAACAACGUCCCGGAUCUUCAGAUUGUUGAAAAAGACUGCAUAUCAAAAUACGAACUCAAGUGUCAGGGAGAAAAAGCUUUAUGGUCACCAUGGACCGGCAUAGUAGAUUGGGCAGUGGUGUGCCAACAUUUCGCAAACGAUUUUCAGAAAAUGGGAGGUGAGAUUUUUCUAAACUUCGAAGUAACAGGGUUCGCGGAGAUGGCGGAGGCAAAAGGACAAAGUGAACUGAGUCCCAUAUCCGUACAAUCGAAAAAUCGAUGCAUACCAACGAAGAAUGUGCUGACGUGCGGCGGUUUACAUUCAGAUCGCCUGGCGGUGAUGACGGGCUGCGAUCUAAGUCCACGUAUAAUCCCUUUUCGUGGCGAGUACCUUCUGCUGAAUGAGAACAAACGGCAUCUCAGCACGACUAACGUCUAUCCGGUACCCGAUCCCAGAUUUCCAUUCUUAGGUGUACACUUCACACCAAGAAUGAGCAGCGAUAUCUGGCUAGGUCCCAACGCUGUCCUGGCGCUUGCUAGAGAAGGCUACAGCUGGUUCGAUAUAAAUAUAAGAGAUUGCAUAGAAAUGGCGAAAUUCCCCGGCUUAUACAAACUGUGCUUCCGAUACUUCAUACCGGGCUGCACGGAAGUGAUAAAAUCGAUUUUCUACCCGCUAGCGGUAAAAGACCUGCAAAAGUUUAUCCCGGAAAUUACAUACAAGGAUGUCAAAAGAGGGCCGACGGGUGUGAGAGCACAGGCGCUGGAUAAUGACGGUAAGCUAGUCGAUGAUUUUAUUUUCGACUCCGGUACCGGUACUAUCGGAAGCAGAGUGCUGCAUUGUCGAAACGCGCCAUCACCUGCCGCGACUAGCUCUAUGGCGAUAGCAAAAUUUAUCGCUGAUAAACUCGAUGUCGAUUUUAAGUUCUAACGCAACAGUAUGGUCAACAUCAGCAUGCAUGAUUAU